This is a messenger RNA of Sesamum indicum (sesame), 3913 nucleotides long. Lineage: Eukaryota; Viridiplantae; Streptophyta; Magnoliopsida; Lamiales; Pedaliaceae. The record is from RefSeq and is a predicted model, not a curated record.
CCCCUCCGCAUAAACUCUAAAAACCUUCCCAAAGAAAAUAAAUUGAAAAUUUCUCAAACUCUUGCCACCAAAUUUCCACGCUCAGUAGAUCUCACCCGGAGCUUAACUCUAAAAUGCGGCGUCUUUCGUAGCAGCUGAGGGUAAUUGAGGUCCAGAAUUGAAAAAUGGAUGUGCAGCGAUCGUCGCUGUGCAACUCUGUGGUCAAUUUCUUGCUGGAAGAGAAUUACUUGCUGUCGGCGUUCGAGCUUCUCCACGAGCUCCUCGACGACGGCCGCGACGAUCAGGCUAUUCGCCUCAAACAAUUCUUCUCCGAUCCGGCUCAUUUCCCUCCCGAUCAGAUCUCCCGCUUCAACUCUCUCCGAGUACUAGACCCCCAGACUCUACUUGAAGAAAAAGAAUCACUGGAAGAAAAGUUGGCUGUCCGUGAAUAUGAGCUCCGUUUAGCUCAAGAAGACAUCCUUAGCCUUAAGGCUGAGGUGCUGAAGAAAACUGAGUCGAACUUGGAUGAAUCAAGAGGGGCACAUGCUAAUACUACUGCAAAUAAUGGACCAAUUGUUCAACCAAUAAUGCGGGACAUAUCUUUCUCUGGUUUGGGUCCUCUAAAGGACAAUGAACGAUUGGAUCUCAACUGUGCAGUGAAGGAAUAUUUACUAUUAGCAGGAUACCGUUUGACGGCAAUGACAUUUUAUGAGGAGGUCACUGACCAAAACUUGGAUGUAUGGGAAAAUUCAUCUGCAUGUGUACCAGAUGCACUGCGACAUUAUUAUUACCAGUAUCUUUGUUCUACUGCAGAGGCUGCUGAGGAGAAAAUAGCAAUGCUUCGGGAAAAUGAGGCUUUGAGGAAAGAAAAUGAUAUGCUGAAAAGUAAUGGACAGUCGUUGUUGAAAAGCAAGGAAAUGUCAGAUGCACAAGUAAUGGCAUUGACAAAAUCAUUGGAGUCGCUUCGGAAAGAUAUCAAGGAGAAAGAAAGUCUGGUCCAAGAUCUGAAGACGAUUUUGGAAAGUCAAAGAAAAGAACUAAAUGAUUGUAGAGCUGAAAUAACUUCACUAAAAAUGCAUAUUGAAGGAGCUCAAUCUGGAAAAAGCAUUUUGGUGACCGGCUCUGCACCGACACAAUCUCUACUAGAGAACCACAUUGACAAAGUAGAACUUCUUCAAAAUGAAGUAGAGAUAUUGAAGCCCACUUCUGUGUAUGCGGACCCUAUUGAGUCAAUAAAGAGAGAGGAUGGGAAUGUAAGGCAGUUAGACAAAGUAGAAGAGCCACAAGUAAAUGAUAAUGCAUCAUCUGCAGUUGGUUCAUUGCCUGGUAUAGUAAAUGCAGGAACUGACAUGAUGGGGAAACAUGGUUCUGAUGAAGCAACUAGCAUAUCUGAGAAAGUGCCAGAACAAUUACUAAUUUCUUUAGGUGAAAGUGGGUUUACUGGAAGAAGUGAAACAUUUUGCAUGGACAAUGGAAAACCGUCCCCAGAAACUGACAACUUUAUUAAAAAGGUGGACAACCGUGACGCUGAAUCAAAUGCUGAGAGGAUGGGUUUGGAAACUAUUCAGAUACUUUCAAAUGCAUUGCCUAAAAUUGUCCCUUAUGUUCUGAUCAACCAUCGAGAGGAGCUUCUUCCUCUAAUCAUGUGCGCAAUUGAGCGUCAUCCAGACAGUGCCACACGAGAUUCUUUGACCCACACAUUAUUUAAUCUAAUAAAGCGUCCAGAUGAGAAGCAGAGACGAAUUAUAAUGGAUGCUUGUGUUACUCUGGCCAAGAAUGUAGGAGAGUUGAGAACAGAAACAGAAUUGCUGCCUCAGUGUUGGGAACAAAUUAAUCACAUGCACGAGGAGCGUAGGCUGCUUGUUGCUCAAUCGUGUGGUGAGCUUGCAGAAUUUGUGCCGCCAGAGACACGUGAUUCCCUCAUCUUGUCCAUUGUGCAACAGCUCAUUGAAGAUUCUGCUACAGUUGUCAGGGAGGCUGCUGCUCAUAAUCUGGCUUUGUUGCUUGCACUGUUCCCAAAUACAGACAAAUAUUUCAAGGUUGAGGAGAUGAUGUUUCAAUUGGUAUGCGAUCCCUCCGGUAUAGUUGUUGAAACUACAAUAAAGGAUUUAGUUCCUGCUCUAAUAAAUUGGGGAAACAAGUUGGAUCAUAUUCUACAAGUUUUGCUCUCUCAUAUCUUGGGGUCUGCACAGCGUUGCCCACCUCUUUCAGGGGUUGAAGGUUCGAUUGAGUCACAUCUUCGUGUUUUAGGUGAAAGGGAACGUUGGAAUAUUGAUGUUCUGUUGAGGCUGCUGGCCGAACUGCUUCCAUAUGUGCACCAGAAAGCUGUUGAGACUUGUCCAUUUUCCUCAGUUUCAGAUUUUACGGAAAUAUCAUUUACUCCGUCCUUGUUUGAACUAUAUGCAGGGGGACAUCUGGAGUGGCCUACCUUUGAGUGGUUGCAUAUUGAGUGCUUUCCAACUUUGAUUCAAUUUUCCUGUUUGUUGCCUCAGAAGGAAGAUAAUUUAAGACACCGUGUGACAAAGUUUUUGCUAGCGGUGGCUGAACAAUUUGGGGAACCUUAUUUAACACACAUCAUGUUGCCGGUGUUUUUAGUAUCUGUUGGAGAUGAUGCUGAUUUAAAAUUCUUCCCAUUCAAAGCCCAGUCAGAACUAAGAGAUUUGAGGCCUCAAUCUGCAAUGGCGAAGAGACUUGCUAGAAUGUGCAUCAUACCACUUCUCCUGGCAGGCAUACUAGGACACCCUAGCAAGCGUGAUCACUUGACAGAGUACUUGAGGAAUCUGCUGAUUCAAAGUUCUGUACAAGAUAGUCAGUCAGCAAAUCAUGAGAUUAUCAAUUCUGUCCGCUUUAUCUGUACUUUUGAAGACCACCACAGUAUAAUAUUUAACCUCCUGUGGGAAAUGGUUGCAAGUUCUGAUGUUAAUUUGAAAAUUAGGGCUGCCAAUCUUCUAAAAGUCAUUGUACCAUAUGUUGAUGCAAAGGUUGCCUCAGCUCAUGUUUUACCUGCUCUUGUGACUCUUGGUUCUGACCAAAACCUGACUGUAAAAUAUGCAAGCAUCAAUGCUUUUGGUGCUGUAGCACAGCAUUUUAAGAAUGACAUGAUCGUUGACAAGAUACGGAUUCAGAUGGAUGCUUUUCUUGAAGAUGGAUCACAUGAAGCUACCGUUGCUGUGGUUCGUGCAUUAUUGGUGGCUGUGCCUCAUACAACAGAUGUGCUGCGAGAUUAUCUCAUGUCCAAGAUUUUUCAAUUCACGGCAUCACCAUCCCCUUCAAGUGACAUAAUACGCCGGCGAGAGAGAGCUAAUGCCUUCUGCGAAUCAAUUCGUGCUCUUGAUGCAACUGAUCUUUCAGCUUCCACUGUUAGGGAUUUCCUCCUUCCUGCCAUUCAGAACCUACUGAAAGACCCAGAUGCACUUGAUCCAGCUCACAAGGAAGCUCUAGAAAUAAUAUUGAAGGAAAGAUCAAGUGGAGCCUUUGAUGCUAUUAGUAAGGUGAUGGGUGCUCAUCUCGGGCUUGCCUCUUCCGUUAGCAGUUUCUUUGGUGAAAGUGGCUUACUUGGGAAAAGGGAAAGUGGAGAUCCAGGAUCUCCAUCAGCAGAGGCAAUUGAGACCCCUAAGGCUGUUCCCCACACACCGGCUGAGGACACGAGAUUUAGACGGAUUAUGAGGGGUGGUUUCACAGAUAUGCUCCGAGGGAGAAGUAAGGGCAACGAGGAAGGUCAGCCAGGCGAAUAACUGCUUACAACUUGUGUUUUCAUUGAAGAUAUUAAGGAAAAGAGGAGAAAAUUUGUUAUCUUGAAAAGCCACGACAGGUUCUAUUUAUUUUGUUUUUUUCCCCGUAUAAUAUUUUUAUGUAGACUGCAAAUAUAUUGAGCACCACAGCGCCAUAAUUAGUUUCAAUAUUUUGGAAAGAAGGACGUGGUUUGUGAAGAGUA